Molecule: messenger RNA, 312 nt
Organism: Cercopithifilaria johnstoni
Lineage: Eukaryota; Metazoa; Nematoda; Chromadorea; Rhabditida; Onchocercidae
Source: the annotation of a GenBank genome assembly
AUGUACGUAAAAUGCUUUCACAGUUUAGAUAAAAAUGUAAACAGAGAUUUUGAAACUUCAUUUUACAAGCUACCUUCGGUAUUUAGGAACCCAUGCACUGGGGAAGAGGACACCUCUAAAACGUGGGAAGACAAUGCCACUGAUGCAUUAAAGUCCCAGGAACAAGAAUCAGGAGAGGAAACACGACGCGGCCAGGAGAGAAAGUAUGAUGGUCGACAGUCGGCAAGCCCAAAUGCAGGACUUGAUAGUCCGCGACAUAAACCACGCCCACAGUCUCAGACCCGCCUUCCGCCCAGGAUAUGUAUACCUUAG